Messenger RNA from Dinoponera quadriceps, 1889 nucleotides. RefSeq lists its product as uncharacterized. The record is from RefSeq and is a predicted model, not a curated record. The transcript is spliced from 4 exons. Bases 563 to 1417 code for a protein of 284 amino acids. Lineage: Eukaryota; Metazoa; Arthropoda; Insecta; Hymenoptera; Formicidae.
AGUAAAGUAAUUCCGAUUGUAAUCCCGGUUUCGUAAAGUCCGAACGAUGAGAGACUCGGCGUAGGAGGGGGUCGGCUGACGAACGGAAGAAUCGGGUCGCCGUCAUCGUCGUCGAGGGAUGAUUCCGGGGGAUUAAUCGAGGGGUAGACGGUUCUCGGAAGAACUCGGUGUCGGUGAUGAAUGGGGAAGUAGGCCGUGAUACAUACAGGCGCGUCCAUAGGGGCGGCGAAGAGUGCGAAAUUCUCGUUGCGGGCGAGAAGGUCGCCGAGAAAAUGGGUUGAUUAAUUAUUCCCCGAAGCGCCGAUUAAAUUAGAGACUCGGGAGUUUGGUGAUGAAAUUCAUUAACCUAAAGUGACGCGGUAAAAUAUUUGGCAGAUAUUUCAAGAUGAUCUUGCGCUAAAGUCGGAGGGAAGGAGAUAAGAAAUAACGUCGGGGUCGGAAAUGCGCGGAUUUUGUAGGGACGCUUUUGAUGAACGAAGGUCAAGCGUUCGGUGCCGCACGGUGGAGCGUGACUGACGGGGAUUCCCGCCGACGACUGCUGAUGCCCGAAUAGAUCUAGAUAAUGGCCUUUCAUCUGGACGAUCUGCUGAAGGACGACAAGAAAGACGGGAACCUGAUACCCGACUUGAGCAAGGCGACGUGUAACUCUCACGAGGAGUACCGCCGACUCAAGGAACACUGCCCCGAGUUCAAGAUCAAACCGGAAAAGGUGAAAAGAGAGGACACGAAGGUUCGAGACAAGGAGUUCUCUUGGAGGGCCACCAAGAAGGAGCUCAAAGCCAGGGAAUGGGCGUACGGCGACCCGGUGCCGCCGGACAUGAGGGAGUUGGACCUGCAGGAAUUGCAGCAGGUCGCCAUCGACUGGCGAAUGUUGACGCCGAUCAGACCGAAGCUUCGUCAGGACGAGGAAAUGUUCUCGAGAUUGGUAGAGAUGGGCAAAUUGGAGGCGAAGACGAGGGCGAAGGAGCGACGUUCGCCGACGAGCCCCAUCAGACGGAGCAAGAAUCGCGCCGGCAUAAUCGAGAGCAGCGUGAAGACCUGCCGGGAAUGCGGCGAGGAAUACUGCUUCGGCGAAUUCUGCGGGGACGUUCUUUACGACUCCUUUGUGAGGGUGACGAUCACCAGUCAGCAGCCGAAGAUCAAAGUGUCCGCCGACACCGAGGCCAUAAUCGCGAACAUGGACCGCAAGAAGAAGCGGAAGAAGACGAGGAAGAAGAGGAUCAAGAGCAAGAGCAGGACGUCCAAGAAGUCCGCUCGGCUCCUGGUCAACGGCAAGGCGAGAAAAUCGAUGAGCGAACUCGAGACUAAGAGCGCCAAAGCGUCCAGGCCGCAAGACAGUGGGCAAAGUGAGAAACCGGCCAAGCAGUUCAAGAGGAAGUGCAGCAAAUACACGAAGAAAGGCGUCUUGCGAAAGUGAGUCGCGUGGAAACGAUGGAGCGAGUCGGGAAAACUCAUAAUAAUUACACACGCUGUAAGAAGCUCCGAAAAUGUAUACGACGUGUAAUUCGUUAUCUCGAUGUAUAAAAAGCGGCGAUUGCAAAAAAACAUAUUAAUAAUUUCUAUUAUAUGUAGAUUCGUUCGACGAAUUUUUUGAUUAAAUCGCACCAGCAAAGCGUAUGAAGUGGAAACUGAACGUAUGUAAUCAGAAAGUCAAAUUCGGCACGAAUAUUCGGAAUGUUUCGCUUAUAUAUACGAGAAUAAAUUCGGUAUUCUGAGUAAAUUCAAAUAGGAUUGUAUAUUAAUGCAUUCGUGUUUCGAGUGUUAUAAAAUGUAAAAAGCGAUGAAUUCGAAGGCGAGACAAACGAAGAGAACGGUCGACGAAUAAACGGGGGAGAACAAAUUCGCAAUCCUUUGCAUUUUAUUUCUUAAUUGUCCGUAUAUAUGUAUAU